Molecule: messenger RNA, 10670 nt
Organism: Xyrichtys novacula (pearly razorfish)
Lineage: Eukaryota; Metazoa; Chordata; Actinopteri; Labriformes; Labridae
Source: the annotation of a GenBank genome assembly
UCAUCAUCAUCAUCAUCAUCUCACUCUCCGUCUUUAAUUGCCUCUCUCACUCCACAUAAAGUCACUGUGAUUGACUAUGUCUUUCUCUUGUGUGCGCUCAGCAGUAGCCUCCCUCCUCACCCUCCUCACCCUCACUCAGACUCACACACACCCAAGCAUGCUCAGACACACACACACACACACGCCCACACGGACACACUCCUUGUUUGCAGCUGCAUGAACUCAUGAAACACUCUGCGUGAGGCGACUGCUUCUCUGGAUUCUCAUGAUCCUUCAUUUUGAGGUAAGGCUGCCCGGCGCGUUGGUCACUAACGAACAUCUCGUGGACCCACAGGGACUCUAAGUGGUGAUAAAACUGGAUCACUACGGCUCAGGCUGGGCUGCAGCAGCAGUAUUGGCACUUAAUGCAGGCCAUACAAUUUCCUUUUGUCUAGUGGAGUAUUUUCCGUCUGGCAUAAUGUGGCACAGUCUGAGGUAGGUUUAUUGCAGAUUAUAAGUACAGUGUGAUGUAUCUUGUUUGUUUUGUCCUGAUAGAUGAAGGUGGGGCUAACACACUCCCAGAUGUUCUUUCUAUCUGCCUCUAUGAGCAAAAAUAGUUCACAAUGUACAAACUGAGUUGAGCUCUUUGAGAAGUUCAUGAAGCAGAAGUGCAUCCUAACUCGUUUUACUGUGUCAUUUUCUUAUGAAAAGCAUCAAAUUCAUGCAACAAAGAUAUUUAAAGUUUCCUCGAGCAAGGAUAAGUCUGACUUUAUGCAUGCGUUGCUGGAAAGUGGCUGCAGUAUUCAAUUUAGUAAGUGGACAGUCACUUUGUGUUUCCCAGCAGCUGUAAAACCAUUUGAGGAGCAGUGUAUUAUGCUGUCACUGUCGGACAGUUUAUUGCUCUAAUUUUGGAGCAGGACCAGCUGAUCUGCUGAGUUAAGGGCAACAAUAACCAAACUUAACAAAACAGAAGCUUUUCUCUCUCUUUUAUUUUCCUCCAGUGGUGCACAGAGGGGAAUCAAAAGUGGCAGAUAGAGACAGAGAGCGUCUGUCACAUUCAUCAUUUUCUAAUCUCCUUUGCUUUAACAGAGUUAGGAUGUAUAAAAUUGUAGAUGAGCUUCGGCUCCAGUUUCAGUUUUUGCUGGAACUGUCUUCUUGAAUUGAGAUGAAAUGAACCAGGUCUUUGUAAUAGACACCACCCGUCAAAGCUUUCUGCUCCUUUAACUUUUACAAAAAGAUCUUUAAAGUUUACGUCUGCGUCAUUUGGAGUUAUCCAGACUUUACUUUUUCUCUUACAUAAUAAUCUUUUUUUGAUUUUCCAAUAUUCAUAUAUUUUUUAGGUAUUUCCCUUUUUCUUCAGGAAUAUCAGAGUGAAUAUGUUAAGAUAAUGCAAUUCGAUGCAGACAAAAAACAACAGGUGACUACAGCUCAACAACAUGAAUGACUGUGUGUGACACCGCCACGUCUAAAUGCUUCACUUUGUUGUCGACUGUCACAUUCAUCACUGUCAGCUUUUGUGUUUGUUGGUAAGGUGAACUUUUUAUUGUACUUUUAUUUCACUAAGAUAGCUGAUGUGACCACUCUGGGCGCUGUUUUAUAUUAAGAACAGUGGUUACACAAACAUGAGACUUUUUUAUUGAUUUUUAAAAUCUAUUGUCACCAUCAGCAGCGAACAUCAUGUUGUUCUUUAUUGCACAAGAUUGUCUGUUAUUAGAUUUCUGACUAUUUUGUGCUGAUAUGUUUUUCUCUAACAGUUUUUAUGGAUCAUUGAGUUCCUCCAGACUGCAGAAAACAUGAGCUUGCACAUCUACAGCUGUGACAUUUAACACAUCCACAUAAAGGGACAGAGUACACUUGUCAAUGAAUGUGCAUCAUCUCCCCUGAUAUAAAAUAAAGAUAACACUUAAAACUGUUUCAUUCUUCCCAGUGCCUCCUCCUUCAGAGUGUGAGGCGGACGGCCUCCCCAGUGGUUACGGAUCCAGGGAUUCGAUCCUAAAGCCCGGGGAGAGGAGGGACUGGAAGAGACGGAGGCGUGGGCAGCUUCAGGCAAUCAGCAGGUAGAAUCAAUGAGCAUUAAAACAUCUGUAUUCAUGACACAGUCAGAGCUACUCUGCAGUCACAUCUGUUCAAAGGGUCACGUUAGUUGAGGGGUGUGUUAUUGGCUUUGCUGCAUUAACAGUGUGGUGAGGCCUGAGUCCAUUUAAUGCCUCAUGUACAUCCCACAGUCUGUCUGCAGCAGACGUAUGUACUACUGCUGGAAUUGUUCUCAGGCUCUGCGGUCAGUGAAAAAACACUCGUGUUUGUGCGGUUUCUGAUGUUUCAGCUGCAGCAGCUGGGAUCCCAGUCAUACCAGCACUGAGGCUGGCAAAGGGAAGCAGCAGCCUGUGUUUGGACUGGGCGGAGGUUCAUCCAUGCGUUGCUCAACCUUGCUAGGCAUCCUCACGGGGGUGCUUCUGUACCUGGUGCUGGGAGCUGUGGUGUUUCGUGCUUUGGAGGCUCCACGUGAGAUGGGCAAGCACAUGCAGCUGCAGGACACACGGCAGGAGUUCUUGUCCAACUUCACCUGCGUCGGUCCUGAGAAUCUGCAGAGACUCAUAGAGGUACUACAGAGUUUUCCUUAUAGAGAACCAAUGGUUAUCCUGCUUAUAGUUUGAAUAUGAAUCUAACAGAGAUGAAGAAGGAACAGUUAAUUAUGUCAUUUCUAUAAAAUAGCCUCUCCUCAGCACUCUACCUUUGAUAUUAUGUGGGCGGGGCAUCAUGGUGCAUAAAUCCACCUGUGUCUGUAUAGGCCUGAGCAUAUUUGUGACACACCGAAACUCUUUGUAUUGAAAUUUUCUGAAACUUAAAAACAUUGGCUUUUAAUUUUUUUUUUUUUUACUUUAAAUUCAUGUUUUUUCUCUCAACUCAACAUUUAUAUCAUCUCAUAAUUCCUAUUUCUUGGAAAUCUGCGGAACUUGAGACCUGUAGGGUAGCAACACAGACUUAACAUAUGAUGGAUUAAAAAGAUGAUGAUUUAACCCAAUCUUUGCAUGAGAACAACUAAAAACUAUUUCAAACACCACAUGAAAAACACUUUUUUUGUCUUUUCUUCACUGUCAUGCCAGUUUCAGCUUUUAUAAUGAUGUGUAAUGAUAAUCUGUAAUGAUCUCACAGAUUUCACUAAAGCUAUUUUUUAGUUACUGUCUGAAAAAAAAAAACAGCUGCAGAUGCCAAAAAAUGUAUAAGCAAAGGUGAAAACAGAUUUUUUUUUAGAAUAUUUUCUUCAAUUUUGCACAGAGAUGUUCAUUUUUCCCUGUUUUGGUUAUCUUCUGCUCUGCACAGCAGAUGUCGGUGUACCAGGUCCCAAGUUGUGGUCGACACAUGAAUGAAAACUUUCCAGGAUUUUGUCACAUAACAGCUUCACAUAUUAAUUUAGAGUAAUUAAAAAACUUUGCUGACUUUGAAAAAACAACUCGUCACAUUAAAUCAUUUAUGAUGUCUUCAUCAAAUUUUAACUGUAUUUGGCUCUGCAGUGUAGCUAUUUGUGACUUUGUGGAGUCUGACUGUGGACCAGAGAGCAGGUGUUUUUAUGGGAACUGUGCAAGGAUGGGUCAUCUCUAGUUUAUGUGUGUGCGCACAUGAAAGCUGAUCUGUGCAUAAACUGAGCUUUACAAGACGGGUUGGAGCGCAGCGAUGAUGAGAUGUUUGUUCUGGUUCCAGAAAGAAACUUGUAAAAUACAGUUUUAGCUGCAAAGUGAUAUAUUGAUGUGCUGGCUGACAUUCACAGAGAGGUUAAACCGGGACUGAAGGAUAUGACAAAGUGAGCAGUGGCAUCCUGGAGUCAAAGAGGGCGUUCUUCUGUAUGUAGGUGUUCAAAGCAACAUCAUGGGGUGCACAUGUAAUAUCUUGUGUACGCAAUUUAAUUUUAUUGUGCAAACAAUUUAACCCUCCUCCAGCGUUAGGGUCUGCACUGACCUGUUUCCUUUUUUUUUUUUUUAUGCUUAAAAGAACCACAUAAAUGAGCUUUUUUUGCAUCAAGACUUCAGGAACCUCUAAUUCAACAAAUUAAAAGUAAAAAAAUAAAUUGACUAAAUUAUAAAAUGCUCUUAUUAAAAUUAUGUCACUUGGCGUGUCAGGGUCACUGUUGACCCGGUUAGAUCAAUAUCUAAUAAUUAGAGCAAAAAACUGAAAUCAUAAGUGCACUGUCAGGCACCACACUGACAGUCAGAUCCUCUUCCAAUCAUGUGAGAUUUAGAAAAUUCUCAUUUUGCCAUGUUUUUCCCUGCACAAAUAACAACACUGGGCAUGUCCGGACAUGUAAGAUCAAUUCAGUAUAGAUGUCUGUAUGAGGGGUGUAUUGACAAAGAAAGACCCAGAGGCCCACGACAAAAACUAUUAUAAUCAAUAUUUUCAUGGAUAAUAAAGCCUAACAAGGUAAGCUAGAGAUGAGAACCAAAUUUGGUGUAAUUUACAGCUGAUUUAAGACACAGGUGGAAACCAACCCUUCACAUAGUGGGUGUGUAGUAAAAGUUAACACAGGAUGACGUGCAUGUUAUCUUUUGCUCAAGAGUUUUUUUGCAGAAAAAAGUGAACUUGUUCCCACAGCUUUUUGAAAACACAUAAUUUAAUGGCAACAAACUUGUAAAAAAGUAUUAAUAUCUAAUAUAAAACAUCUAAAUGUAAGUGGGCAGAUGUAUCGAUAGUGUGUUUUAGUGUUGUAUUUCUCCAUUAUUAGACUAAAACUAUGAAUAUCACAUGACCCGCUUUUCAGUAUCAGAAUACUUCUGCUUUUAUUCAUUUACCUGCACUUUGGCAAUUUAUGAUAUUCUGAUAAGGGAAUGAGGUGCAACAAAUCAGCUGUCAUGCAGUCCUGGAACCUUGUGGACAUUACUUUAAGAGGAUUUCCCUCCUAAUUCAAAAACACACAUAGAUGCUCUCUCUGACCUUAAACUGGCUCGUCGCAUCUGAAGUUGCAAGUGUGAUUGUAAAGAAGGAAAAGGCAAAAGGUCUUGGCCGGGAGUCCAUCAUCGCUGGCUGGUAACACCAUCAUACCCAGAGGCUAUCUUGUGAUCAAAGGUUGGCUGAUGGGUUCUGAGGUUACCGCCAUAGACUGUUUAAAACAUGGAUUAGUCUCAGUGACAUCUCUCCAUAGUUUCUCAAGAGGCUCUAUGAAUCCUAAAGAUGGUGGUCACCAUAGUAGUAGUAGAGCUAGUAGUAGUAGAAGUGCUGAUGCACAUACACGCCUGUCAGUUGAAUCAGCCAUGCCUCAAAUCGAGCUGAAUUAUGCAUCAGUCUCAGAGUUUGAAAAAAUGUCUCCCCCAGACAGUUGACCAGAAAUGGACGAUUAAGACUGAACAAUUUUGUUGUAGGCCGCUGGCAUGGUUAAUUCUACUGGGCAUUUAAAGUCGACUUUAACACGGGUUCCUCAGCUUUUGGAGCCUGCCUGAAGUGGAUUAUUGAGAAACUGCAGUUUUUGUUUUUUUUUUUGCACUAAGCAUGGCCUCAGUUUUCAACACGGACAGUUUCCUCCAACAUCCAAAAAGUGCAGUCCGGAAAAAAACUGGACCUCUACAAGACAUAUAAACUUAAAACACAGCUCAGUUGUGUGUCUGUAAAACCAGACAACAAGUGUACUCAGUGACACCUCACAUCAGAUGUCCUCAUCUUAUCCCUGACUGAAGCAGGCAGCUGUUUCGUAGCCAUUCUUCAGAUGUUGUUCUGUUUUACAAGCGGCAUUGAGGGUCAGGUUUCACUGAACCAGAGUCAGCUGAUGUCUCAACAGGUCCUCAGUCCUUCGUUCCUUCAGCUCACUGUGUGAAAUCUUGAGAAGAUUUUAACAGAGAUUUUAAAAAGCUAAAGGAAAUCAGUCCAGCACAACUAACCGUCUAGUAUAAUGAAUAAAAAGACAAAGUAUUAAUGUGAGACGGUGAAGUUUGGGAAAUUAUUGGCUUUUCUUACACCAGCUUUGCGCAUUUACUUUUUAAGCUAAUGCAAAUCGAUUUUAAUAAAGCCUUUAAAAUGAAUAUUAGUCUUCAAAUGAGUUGGGACAGAUUUAAGCAGCUGCAUCAGUCUGACGGACACCGCCUGUCUCUGUAAUCAUAAAUUCACAACUCAUUAGAGUUGGUGAUAUACUUUACUUCAUCUGCUGCAAAUGUAGAAUUAACAAAAGUACCAACAGACACAAAAUAGAUAAGUGGGUCAGUUAAUUCGAUUAUCCAUGAUGGCAGCACUUUGGACACUCUAGACUGAAUGAGUCGUCACUUCAUUGUCUCAGAUUGCUUGAGCUGAUACAAUGACGAUGCAGUUUGUACAUUAUCACUCAAAUUACUGAAGGACCAGAAGCUCUACAUCCUGUUAGUAAAGUUAGUAAAUAAGGAGAGUUAAAUGAGUGGUUCAUGUAUGUAUGUAUGUAUGUAUGUAUGAAUAUGUGUUAAUACCUAUGUAUGUAUGUAUGUAUGAAUAUGUGUUAAUACCUAUGUGUGUAUGUAUGUAUGUAUGAAUGUAUGUAUGUUUAUGUGUCUUAAUGGACUCAUAUGUAUAUAUGUAAGUACUGUAUAUAAGUUUUCAUUAUCAUCUAAAUUAACAUCAGCCUGGCUAAUAAUCAUAAACACCACAAUGCAGGAUGUUUGCCACUCGUCACUAACAUAUGAACUAACAUAUCAGUGCGUAGCCUCUGCUUGCCAAAUAUGAGGCAAGACUUGUGUUCAGAUCAAGUACUUGUGCUGUGUUCCAAAAUACUGUGAGUGGCUUCCUUUGAAUAUUUUGUUUCUAAAAAUGUGUUUUUCCUUUCCAGUCUUUAAAUAUUAAUUUUAAAUGGUUGAUGUUUUACCAUUAUGCCAUGUAAAUCUUAAAGGUAUUUUGUAAUUUUGCCACCCUGGUCAAAGAGUCUGGACUGUUAAAUACACUUACUACACACUGUAUCCACAGGAAGUGGUGGAUGCUGUGGGUGCAGGAGUGGAUCCCAACAGUAACAGCACCUUUGUCAGCGGGUGGGACCUGGCCAGUGCCUUUUUCUUUUCAGGGACGAUCAUCACAACCAUCGGUGGGUGAGCAGUCACAUCAUUAAGGCAUAAACCAUUAACCACAAAGAGAUCCUGACUGAAUAUAUGUUAUUAGAAACAUGUAGACUACUGCUCUUUGACCUCUGACCCCAUAUGUCCAGGUUUUGGCAACAUCUCCCCAAAGACAGAGGGCGGUCAGCUGUUCUGUAUUUUCUACGCUCUGGUGGGAAUCCCGAUGUUUGGUUUCCUGCUGGCUGGAGUCGGAGACCAUCUGGGAACUGGACUGAGGAAAGCUGUUCUCAAAAUAGAGACUCUCUUCAGGGUCAGACCCUUGAUUCAACAGACCUUUUGGUGUCUCCUUUGCUCGUACUGUUCACAAACUUUCCUUCUGUUGUCUCAUCUCUGUAUGUUUUUCCUCUUCCUGACAGAAAUGGAAAGUAAGUCCCACUAUAGUGCGAGUAAUCUCUGCCGUCCUGUCUAUCCUGCUGGGCUGCCUGCUCUUUGUUGCAGUGCCUAUUCUGGUUUUCCAAGAGGUGGAGCAGUGGAGUCUGUUGGAGUCGGCCUACUUUGUGGUUAUCACACUGACAACAGUGGGGUUUGGAGACUAUGUCGCAGGUAUUAAGAAGUUUAUUAACCAACUAUAACAGACAGUAAUGCGCCCAGACUCUCAGAAGGAAGUAAAAAAGGUGGGUAGUAUUAUAAUAUCCAUGUUGCAGUUGUCAUUUUGUGAAGGUAAAUUACAGUAAAGUUGCCAAAAAUUUUAAAACUUAUGUAUUAACUUUGUCUUCUAAAUAACAAUCAAUUGUAAACAACACUGUGCUUGAGAUAUGAAAGUUCUUUUAUUUACAUACCCUGCUGUGACCAUGCUGUUGUCUUGUUGAUUCAACAAAGCAUGAUGAAAACAGGUCUUUAAAAGAACUUUAAAACUCCUGGAAGGAGUUUUUGAUCAUUUAAUGAUCAUUUAAUGAAGCCGGCUGAAAUAAACUCUGACAUGUCUCCAUGACGUACAAAAGCAUAUUAGACCACUGAAGGCAAGACUGACAUUCCUCAUAUUUUUUAAUGUCUUACACUACUGUGAGAGGGUAGGUACACUGUAGAAAAAGCCUUAGUUACUUUUCCCACUGGAAAUAGUCAUAAUGAGUGGUAAAUUUCACUGUAGAAAGACAACAGGAGGAGAUUUUUUUGUCAGUUGUCAAAAGUGAGACAAAAUCAGCAAUGAUAUAAAGGCUAAGACUAUGUAAACAGAAGGCGCCACAGUCAACAUAGACAGAAAGUUCCUCACAGGAGCUUUAAGUGAUCUUUUCAUUAAAUACUCAAUAAAAAGUUACAGAAAUGUUAGAGGUGGAAUGACAAGCCUCCUUGAUUUGAUCAUUUGUGUGAAGUAGUCACAGAAGGUAGAAACAUUUAAACCUCUUGUGAGGAGUGACUGUGGACAAGCUUAUACUUCUGAUCUCUUUACUGAUUGUCCAUUUAUUUCUACUGAAGGGUGUUAAUGAUAAAAAAAAAUCCACCUUUGUUUUGACUCUAAAAUGUCUCUUCUACACGAGUCUUUCCCAUAGUAAAUUCAUAAAGAGCAGUUUUGCCUGGACAACGUUGAACCCCAACUUUUGAUGCUUACCCACUGGCAGCAGUAACAGGCAUUAAAAUCAACUUGAGAUGUUUGACCUUGUGCUGAUGUUUUUAAAAUUUUUAUUUGCUUUUAUGGGUCACAUGGAGGCAUUGGUAUGGGUUUCGGUCUGUUUCAUGACCAGCUAAAAACUCUGUACAGGAGCUUGAAGAGAAGCAGAAGUUAAACUUAAUCAUUUGACCAUCGUAGGUCAGGGAGAUGUCUGUUUGUUGCAUCGCAUUCAUCCUGUCCACCAGUAGACCAGCAGAAGUUCUUACACAAGGAGCAUUUUCUCCUUCCUUAGCAUGUUUUAAAUAUUUUCAAAUUUAAAACAAAUUACCAAAGUGAGUAGUUUGUUAACAUCUGACUUCUACUUGCUUUUCUAUACUCUUGAUUUUUGGUUGGAUUUAUUUAUCUCUAUAAGAGCUGCAUCUAUGACUUAAUUAGUCCUCCAUAAAUAUAACUGUCAGUUGUAAUGCAUUAAGUUCACUUAGCGCAGACAUUUUUCAAUUACCUCAUUAAUUAUUCAGGAUUUUUGUCUUGUCGGGGAUGAAUUAUAGAUGAUGUCAUCUGAUAAAAGUAUCUCCUGUCAUUAAUGUUUAUUUACUCCACAGACGAGAAUGGAUGGAUGCAUGAAUGUGAUGCUGUUACUUAACGUUGCUCCACUGUGUUUCGUGUCCAAGGGGAUUCUGGGAAUGAGGGCAGUGACCACUGGUACAAGCCUUUGGUGUGGUUUUGGAUCUUACUGGGCCUCGCUUACUUUGCAUCAGUCCUGACAAUGAUUGGUAACUGGCUUCGCGUUUUAUCAAAGAAGACAAGAGCUGAGGUGGGUUUUCUUCUUCUUCUUUUUCUUCUUCUUCUUCUUCUUCUUCUCCUCUCAUGUCUGUUCCAUUAUGUUUUGUCUCUCCCACUUCCUGUCCAUUAUCUCUGCUCUCACCCUCUCCUCGUAGAUGGAGGAGCUGCGAGCCCACGCCACAGACUGGACUCAAAACAUCCAGAACAUGUCUGUGGAUUUCCGCAUUCCAGGAAAAAUCGAUGACCCCUUCAAGCGCCGUCGAAAAAAGCGCCGCCACGGCCCUCGCAGCCAUGGUCACAGUGUGUCAGCCAAUGGGGCCCCUGAAGACAACCAAGAGCAGCAGGGUAGUCAAUCAGAGUCUGGAUCAUCUUGUUCCUCAUCCUCUUCUUCUAAUGAAUCAGAGUCUGCAUCAGAGUCAGACUCUCAGGCCACACAGACGGAGCGGGUGCCUGAAGAGAAACCAGCAGAGCCUGAAAAGGAGGAGACUCUCCCAGCUCCCCACCUGUCUCAGCCUCUGGACUACUUUGGGGAGAACCUUGCGUUCAUCGACGAGUCCUCAGAUACUCAGAGUGCCAAGGUACACUUGGAUCCUCUGCUGGAUUCAACACAGUCCAUCUCUGGACGCUCUCGCCAGCCCAAGAGAAGACGCCACAGGAGACCAAUACCACAGAGGAGCCCAAGGGUCAACCGCUUAAACCCAGACAAGAAGGAGCCCAAUGGAAACCCUAAACUAGUCCCAGAUCUACCACUGAAGCCUCAAGCAGAUCACAGAAUCCCCACUGCACAAGUUUAGACUUUGAAGAAACAACACGGGUUCAUAACUCUGACAGAGGAGUUCAAAAUGAUGCAAGUGAUUUGUGUAUAAUUUCAGCUUCAUUUCAAAGAUUUAAAAUGUUGCAGAAGCCUUAACCACACGUGGUUUGCAUUGAAUGAUCUCAGCAUGUGAGUGUGUAUGCCUCAAAGAUGAUGAUGUGAUUUUUAUGCCGAUGUCCCCCUUUUUUUUUUUCCAGGGAGACACUGCUCUCUACUGGACCAGAUCAGAAAUGCACUGCUUCUCUCUAAACACGAGGGUUCUGCCUUUUACUAAUCAUACACGUCAUGUAGUCAUGUUGGAGAGAGGUUUAUCUGGUCUGAGUUAGUCACUCUUGAAUCCUGCCAACAAUAAUGGGUCCUAAACGGGUCCUAACAUUUUUGGUAUGAAAAGAAAAGUUUUUUAAAAAUGAUGUGAAACUGUAACACUUGCAUUUUGAUUGCCAAAUAAAGUUAUCCUACUGUACUGCUGACACCAAAUAAAGGGUUUUGUACACUG